CAGCUACAUUUUCCACGAUAACAACCCUUCGAGAGUCCUCAACCCCUCUUCUCGCAGUCGCAUACCUCCAAAUAACCGUAAUCAACUUUCAGUACUCUCUCUACAUAACCCGCCAUGGCAGAAUCAAGCGCCGCAGCUGCGUCCAGCACCACGGAGGUGCCGCGCACUCAAGAGAAGGUCCAGGAACUCCAGCAAGCCGCUGCCUUGCAAUACUCGUUGAAGAACUUUGGCGCAGCUUCCGAUCUCUAUGCUGACGCUGUUGAGAUUCAAGCUGAGCUCAAUGGCGAGAUGGCGCCCGACAAUGCAGAGCUGUUGUUCUACUAUGGCCGCGCACUGUACAAGGUUGCCAUCUCGAAGAGCGACGUCCUAGGAUCGAAAGUCGCAAGCGAGGAGAAGGGGAAGCCAAAAUCAGAAAAGAAGACCAAGAAAUCAGCCGGCGAAGGCUCAAGUUCUGCAGCGAACGGCGCUUCGGAAAAGAAGGAGGAGACUGUGGAGUCAAAACCAUACUUCCAGCUGACAGGCGACGAGAAUUGGACGGACUCAGAGGAUGAAGACGAGGAUGCCGAAGGUGGCGAGGGAGAAGAGGGCGAGGAUGACUUCCAGAAUGCCUUCGAGACGUUCGAAAUUGCGCGAGUGUUAUAUUCCAAACAACUUGAAGCUCUCGGCGACGGAGAGAGUGCGGACAAGGGCAAAGGAAAGGCUGAGCUCACCACUCAAGCCAGGACUGUUAAGGAGAAGAUUGCCGACUGUCACGGCUUCCUCGUCGAGAUCGCACUCGAGAACGAGCGCUUCCACGACGCUGUAUCCGAUGCACAAGCUCAUUUGGCGCUGCAGGAGGAACUUCAUCCGUUCGAGCACGAGAAUAUUACGGAGGCACAUUAUACUCUAUCGCUCGCUCUCGAAUUUGCUUCAACUCGAAAGGCAGAAGAUGCAUCGGCGGGUGAUUCUGCCGGUGCCGCACCCGGGCCAGAAGGCGAGGAACAGGAGAUCGACUACAAGAUGCGAGAAGAAGCUGCGAAGCAGACCGAGCUUGCAGUUCAAAGUCUCACCGCACGGCUGAGCAAGGAGACGGAAGCACUGACUUCGGGCAACUUGACGGAUGAGCAAAAGAAGGAGAAGGAGGCAAUCAUUAAGGACAAGAAGGAUGUUCUCGAAGAUAUGAAGACCAGGCUUGCCGAUCUCAAGACCGACCCCAAGGCACAAGCACUCGACAGUAUUGAUCCAAGUGUCUUCCAAGGACUUUUGGGUGGCCUACUUGGUGCAGAUGCAGCAACGCAAAAAGCCAAGAUCGAAGAAGCUACGAAAUCCGCAAAUGACAUCUCAGGGCUAGUGAAGACCCGCAAGAAGGAGAAGGCACCCGCGCCAGCCCCAACUGCCACAUCAUCUGCAAUCGAAGGAAGCAGUGGCAAAAGGAAGCUUGAGGUGGAAGACGAUACCGCUGAUGGGAAAAGGGCAAAGACUGAGGAGCCUCAAUGAUUUCGGCACCCUCUUAACAACCUAGAUUUUCUUAGGAGUGGAUUACCGUUAUCUGAGUGUACGAUUGUUACGGCGACCUUUUCUUGAUUUUAUGACGAUAACACCGUAGGGUUCAUGUGAUAUCUGGAGGCAAUUCAUCCUUCGUUCAUCCACAUCAACGAUCACAUAGAUAGACAUUCACAAAUGGUACCAAUAAAUCAUGCGUACCUACCCACCAAAUGAACUAUUCAAAAUCCG
Aaosphaeria arxii CBS 175.79 is the source of this 1713-nucleotide messenger RNA. RefSeq lists its product as uncharacterized. Gene Ontology annotation, biological process: DNA replication-dependent chromatin assembly; CENP-A containing chromatin assembly. Gene Ontology annotation, molecular function: histone binding. Bases 115 to 1476 code for a protein of 453 amino acids. Gene Ontology annotation, cellular component: nucleoplasm. The record is from RefSeq and is a predicted model, not a curated record. The transcript has 2 exons. NCBI's taxonomy places the organism in Eukaryota, Fungi, Ascomycota, Dothideomycetes, Pleosporales.